This is a messenger RNA of Conger conger (European conger), 4560 nucleotides long. It is a transcript of the gene amotl2a, whose product is annotated as angiomotin like 2a. Lineage: Eukaryota; Metazoa; Chordata; Actinopteri; Anguilliformes; Congridae. Gene Ontology annotation, biological process: actin cytoskeleton organization; angiogenesis; regulation of cell migration. Gene Ontology annotation, cellular component: cytoplasmic vesicle; bicellular tight junction; plasma membrane. The coding region runs from base 228 to 2387 and encodes 719 amino acids. The record is from RefSeq and is a predicted model, not a curated record. The transcript is spliced from 11 exons.
CCCCAUCGCUACUUCCACACACGUUGAUGGAACUCUUACGGAUGUGAAUCGAUUUUCAGCGAAUAAAUUGGGGAUUACUUUCAGUGAUCCGGGAUAUAAACUACACCACAGCCGCUCACUGGCUCCUACAGAGAUGAAUCUGUGAAUUGGUUUGUGUGCCUUUGAAUUUGAGCCCCUUCAUUUGCGUAGCUUUUUAAAAAAAAAAUUUCGCAUCAACAACGGGUACAAUGAGAACGGCAGAGGAGUCAUACGGCACGGUCCUGCACCGACUCAUUCAAGAGCAGCUCCGCUACGGGAACCCCACGGACACUCGCACCCUGCUCGCCAUCCAACAGCAGGCCCUGCGGGGAGGGGGCAGCGGCGGGGGCGCAGGCAGCCCCCGCUCCUCCUUGGAGAGCCUGACCCAGGACGAGACCACGUUCCUCCAGAUAUCCGCACGGCAGGAGCCCCAGGGCCAGGAGCACCAGGGAGACUACCAGCAUUCUGAGAGCUCCAUGCGCCAGCUCUACCAGCUCCAUGGGGAGGAGCUGCCCACCUACGAGGAGGCCAAGGCGCACUCUCAGUUCCUGGCUUCUCAGAGGGGCCGGGCUGCGUACGAGACCCCUGCUCAGGGGAGCGCAGACGACCUGGACGAGGGCUUGUUCGAUCUGAAACAUGAACACGUGCGCUCCCUGAGCGAGCGCCUCAUGCAGCUCUCCCUGGAGAGGAGCGGAGGCAAGACCAAUAUGGUGUUGAGCUCUUCCCACAGCUACCCCCAGCUGUCCAACCACCACGUCUACCACAGUGCGCACGACAGCCACGGCAGCCUCUACAUGCCAGAAAGCAAGGGCCCCCCGCCGGAGUACCCUUUCUCGGUCCAGCCUCCGGGAUACAUGCUCAGCCAGUCACAGUCACAGUCACACUACUACAAAGAGCCGCCUCCGUCCUUCCACUCUCCGCAUCACAGGUACGUGCAGGCGCAACCACAGGUGGCCCGUCCCUGCGUCCGAACCACACUGACCCCUGCUGGCCUGAAUGACCUCAUGACGGCUCAUAAUGGAUCCGGCAGUAACCAGAUGGAAGCGCUGAUAAGGGAGAAUGAGCGACUCAGGAAGGAGCUGGAGGGAUUUAGUGAGAAAGCAGCCAGGCUACAGAAGCUGGAGCAGGAAAUUCAGAGGAUAUCUGAGGCCUAUGAGGUGUUAAUGAAGGGAUCGGCAAAGCGGGAGGCUCUUGAGAAAACAAUGAGGAACAAGCUAGAGGCAGAGAUUAAGAGGCUGCAUGACUUCAACAGAGACCUGCGAGACCGCCUGGAAACAGCUAGCAAACAACUAGCUGCUAAGGAAGUUGAGGCUGCUGACCAAAACCAACAUGUCUUUGCCACACUCCUCGAGCAAAACGAGGAGCAGCAGCGGGUUCGCGAGCGUCUGGAGGGCGAGGCUCUCCGGCUGAGGGCCUCCGGGGAGGAGCAGCGGCGGAGGCUGGAGACGCUGGAGCGGGCGCUGAGCUCGGAGCGGGCGCGCGGCAGCCAGCUGGAGGAGGAGCUGCGGAGAAAGCGGGCGUACGUGGAGAAGGUGGAGCGGCUGCAGCGGGCCCUGGCUCAGCUGCAGGCCGCCUGCGAGAAGCGUGAGCAGCUGGAGCAGAAGCUCCGCACGCGGCUGGAGCAGGAGCUGAAGACCCUGCGCGCUCAGCAGAGACAGAAUCUUAGCCAGGGGUCCCUCCCUUCCUCGGGGCCGAGCCCCUUGCCUGUGCACCUUCAGCUGCGCGAGAAGGAGGAGCGCAUCUUGGCCCUGGAGGCCGACAUCACCAAGUGGGAGCAGAAGUACCUGGAGGAGAGCACCAUGCGGCAGUUCGCCAUGGACGCGGCCGCCACCGCUGCGGCUCAGAGGGAUACGACCAUCAUCAAGCACUCCCCACGCCACUCCCCCAACAACAGCUUCAACGAGGACUUGCCAACAGCCAACCACAGGCACCAGGAGAUGGAGAAUAGGAUGCGGGCUCUCCAUGCACAGCUCCUGGAGAAGGACGCGGUGAUCAAGGUCCUGCAGCAGCGCUCGCGGCGGGACCAGGGCAAGGCCGACCCGCAGGGCCUCCGCCCCGCCAGGUCCGUGCCCUCCAUCAGCACCAGCGCCCCCGCCUGGCAGAGCUGCGUGUUCCCAGCGCUCCAGCGAGGGAAAGGGAAGAGCCUCUCGGAUGACCUGACAGCUGCCGUGUCGUCCCCGUCCUGUGGUCUCCGCCAACCCCCCAGCCAGGACUGCAGCACCCAGUGCGACGCCCCCCCCCCGGAGGAUCGCUUUACGGAGGAGCCUGGCGCUGUCCCCCCACCUGCCCAUGAUUAUUUGGAACAAACUCCUGUGCCUGUUAACAGUGCAGAAAUCCCGGAGGCAGAAGUGGUUGAAAUCCUUAUUUAGAGCAUUCAUUGGGAUUCCUCAUUCAGAAUGCCGGCCCUCCUGAAAAGAGACACCUCAUGACAGAGCUAGCGCUUUUAUGGGAAGGAAGGUUCUGAUGAUCACAUUCAUGGUGCUUGAAAGUUUUGAACGAAAGAUGGACUCUCAAAGGAAAGAUCUUCAGUUUCACAAAAGUGGAAAAGGACACACUGCUUAAAAACAAGACAGUAGUCUAGGCUGUAGAGGAGAGCUGAGCUCUCUUUGAAUGCUUCGCUACAUUAAAAUGGACCUUUGCUGAUGUCAUUAUUUUACAAACCUGCCUGGUGCAAGCUAGGCUUUGAAUAUUGAGGUACUUCGACAGUAUUUCGCAAGGUUGCACAGGGCAAGUGACUGUAUAACUGUAGAUACAGUGUAUUCCUUUUCUUAAUGACAUAUAUUAUUUAUAAUUGCUUGUGUGAGUGUGCAUGUGAUGAGUGUUGCCUUUCCAGCGCAUGGUUGUUGCCUUUGAGAUGAAUAGAAGAUUUUCAUGUGUCUCAUGUCAGCAUCUGUAGUUGCCCAAAUGUCUGAUGUCCUCAUUUUCCCCUUGUAUGCCAAAUCAAACAAGCUACUGCUGCAUGUUCAGGAAUACCACGUUUAUAUACACAAUAAGCUGGUUGUACAUUCUCACAUGGCACUAGAACCAGGGUCUGUGACCCUUGUCCUGAACAGUCUUCUGGUUUUUGCUGUUGCUCUCCAUAAAUUCAUCAGUUAAAGUAAUUUCUUCACAAUUAGUUCACCACACCUGUUUUUUUUUGUUAUCAAUUUGUUGCUAUUUCUUAAGCGCAGAACAAAAACCGGUAGACCCUGUGCCUUUUUACCAGUUUGGUUAUUCCUUGAAUUUAAGGGUUCUGUCAGAAUCAUCAUUGUAUUUUUCCAUUCUUGGUUCAAAGGAAGCCUUUUUCCUGUGGGGGUCCCCAAAGGGUUUCUGUACCAUGGCUCAUAGCCUAGGGCCAGAAAUGUUCCCCUCAGCAAUGCCCGCUUCGCACAGUACUGUGUGAACAUGCACUCUUGUGUCGGCCAACCUAAAUUUACACAGCAGAUGGUGGUCCAGUAUUAGUGCAAGUGCGGGCCCGCCCGGAAGCUAUACGUGGGAACGGGAAGCCUGCUUGUUAGGGUUAAGCUAAGACUGCUGCCUCCUAUGUUUGUUUUGAGACACUUAAGAAUUUGCUCUCAGAAGACUGCUUGGUCUUCACGGGAUGUGAUUUUUGAAAUGCCUUGGGAGGAGCAGGCUAUCAGGGCCUCAGGAGGCAACCACCCGGGGUGUCCUCUCUUCCCUCACAAGCUGGAGCUAAUCUUCCCACAUUCCUCCUCCCGUGGAAUGUCUCUGGAUGUUGAAAACAGCUAUCAGUAGUAUGACCCUCCCCGUUAAAAUGGCAAGCAUUUAGAGUACUGUUCAAUUUGUGUCUAUUUAUUUCCUUUAAGCCCUGGUAGCAGGUUCUGACCAUGGGCUUCUAAAUUAAAGAGGAGUUAUAUACAGUAACAUGGAAACCAUUCCUUAUUUGGAUUCAGAACAACAUUCUGUUUGCGGAUCAUAACCCAUUUUUAUUCAAAUUCUCCUAUUUUUACACAUGGAACAACCUCAGUUUUGUGUGGUCAGAAAUUCAGUGCAAUGUUUCUUUUGCCCCAGAAAGUUAUUGGAAACCUUUUUAAUGAAUGACUAUGGUCUCUGACUUUGAGGAUCCAUAAUUGGUGCAGUCUUUGUGAGGGAAUUUGGUGUAUAUCGAGUGUCUGCUCUGAACUGGAAGUGAGGGAAGAUUGUACCAUUUUAUCAAUCCCUCACUUUUCAAAUGCUACUUAUUUUUCUAUGUUCUCAUACUGUGCACUUGCUGGUCGAUGCAUUGUGAUGAAAAUCCAUGUACUUUUGCAUAAUUAGGACCUUGUUUACAGGAAGGGUUGUUUUGAUCUGAGAUGACUUAAUAUAUUUUGAAUGUUUCUUUUUUUUAGUAUAUAUAGUGUCAUGAACAUAAUGCCAAAGAUUUGCAUUACAAUUAAGUUAUAACGGAGUGUAAAAAAAAAACCAGCCAGGCGAUGUGUAAAUGCCCUGUUCAAGCUGGUUGACCCAUACUUGGACGUUUGCUGUGAACUUCUGAAUUGGGGGAAUUCUUGUAUUGAAAUGCCAGUUACAUUUCAUUAAUAGAAUAAAAAACAUAAUAUAUCU